Eucalyptus grandis is the source of this 2206-nucleotide messenger RNA. Its product is annotated as vacuolar protein-sorting-associated protein 33 homolog. NCBI's taxonomy places the organism in Eukaryota, Viridiplantae, Streptophyta, Magnoliopsida, Myrtales, Myrtaceae. Bases 112 to 1896 code for a protein of 594 amino acids. The transcript is spliced from 22 exons. Gene Ontology annotation, cellular component: CORVET complex; vacuole. The record is from RefSeq and is a predicted model, not a curated record. Gene Ontology annotation, biological process: vesicle-mediated transport; intracellular protein transport.
UCGUCGUCGUCGUCGUCUUCCUCUCCCCCCGUCUCUCUCCGUCUCUCCUUCUCCGACGAGGCUCUGCGGCUGCUGCAAGGAGGCGACUCGGCUCUCUUUCGCCCGGCUCGGAUGGCGCAGAUACCGCACCUCGACAAUGCUCCCGUCAACCUCCCGUCGAUCAGGGAUCAGUCGCAGAAGGAGCUCAUAACCAUCCUGAAAAACAUCCGGGGGAGGAAGUGUCUGGUCGUCGAUCAGAAGCUCAGUGGCUCGCUAUCUCUAAUCAUCCAAACUUCGCUUCUCAAGGAACAUGGCGUGGAGUUGAGGCAUCUUUCUGCGGAACCAAUUCAAACCGAAUCUACCAAAGUUGUUUACCUCGUCCGGGCUCAACUUGAUCUCAUGAAAUUUAUAUGCUCGCACAUUCACGGCGAUCAAUCCAAGGGGUUUCAGAGGGAGUACUAUGUUUAUUUCGUUCCUCGCCGGGCUGUGGCUUGUGAGAAGAUUUUUGAGGAGGAAAAAGUUCAUCAGUUGUUGACCAUAGGGGACUACCCACUAUACCUCAUUCCCAUGGACGAGGAUGUCCUAUCAUUCGAACUGGACCUUGCUUAUAAAGAGAGCCUAGUCGAUGGUGAUACAAGUUCGCUCUGGCAUAUUGCCAAAGCCAUUCACAAGCUUGAGUUUGCUUUCGGGGUGAUACCAAAUGUCAGAGCUAAGGGCAGAGGCUCAGUACGAGUUGCAGACAUACUUAAUCGGAUGCAAGCAGAGGAACCAGUCAGUUCGUCUGAUAUUGUGGUGCCAGAGAUAAACACUCUUAUUCUUCUUGAUAGGGAGGUUGACAUGGUUACUCCUAUGUGUUCUCAGUUAACCUAUGAAGGGCUCUUGGAUGAGUUUUUACAUGUGAACAAUGGUUCAGUGGAGCUUGAUGCAUCUAUCAUGGGUGCUCAACAAGAAGGCAAAAAAAUGAAAGUUCCACUCAAUUCUAGUGACAAGCUUUUCAAGGAGAUACGAGAUCUCAACUUUGAAGUUGUUGUCCAGGUUUUACGUCAAAAAGCAACAUCAAUGAAGCAAGAUUAUACGGAGAUGACAACAACUAGUCAGACAGUUUCGGAGUUGAAGGAUUUUGUAAAGAAGCUGAAUUCACUACCUGAAAUGACUAGGCACAUAAAUCUUGCUCAGCAUUUAUCAACUUUCACAUCUAAGCCAUCGUUUCUUGCACGACUUGACAUGGAACACACACUGGUCGAGGCUCAGAGUUAUGACAUUUGUUUUGAGUACAUUGAAGAAAUGAUCCAUAAGCAGGAACCUUUUGUCAAUGUCCUACGAAUGCUCAUACUGUUCUCUAUUACAAAUGCGGGGCUGCCUAAGAAGCAUUUUGAUUAUUUAAGGAGGGAGCUACUUCAUAGCUAUGGUUUUGAGCACAUGGCUACACUGAACAAUUUGGAAAAAGCUGGACUGCUGAAAAAGCAGGAGUCAAAGAGCAAUUGGCUGACAAUAAAACGUGCUCUGCAGCUUGUAGUUGAUGAUACUGACACAGCCAAUCCUAAUGAUAUUGCCUAUGUAUUUUCUGGAUAUGCGCCACUUAGCAUUCGACUUGUUCAGAAUGCCAUUCGAUCUGGUUGGCGUCCCAUUGAAGAGAUCUUGAGAAUGCUACCAGGACCCCAUUCAGAAUUGAAGAGAAGUAGGUUUGCAAGCAGUCAAUCAAAUGAUUCGUUGCAAGAUGCUUCGGUUGACAAAGUGACUGGAGGAAGACGCUCCCUGGUACUUGUCGUUUUCGUGGGAGGGGUAACAUUCGCGGAGAUUUCUGCUCUACGAUUCCUCAGUUCUCAGGAGGGGAUGGCAUAUGAUAUAAUCGUGGGCACUACAAAAGUAAUCAGCGGUCAAACCCUGACUGAAACAUUUGUCCAGAGCAUGGGUUGACCGGUGAUUCCUUUCCCCGCUGAUGUCCAGUCAUACUCUUGUGUAGAGUUUUGCAAUUUUUGUGUUGUGCAGAUGACGUGAGAUUUCUUGAUUGACCGGUUUUCGAGAUCACGUUGUAAUUUAUCUUUCUUCUGGGCACUCAGUUUUCAUCUGAUCAUGUGAGGAAGAAAAGAACGUUAACCUUCUCUUCAGAGAAACUGGAUUGCUAAAAUCGUCAUGCUAAUAUGAGUGGAGGUGAGAGGGCUCAGGCGCAGAAACAAUAGGGUGCUACUCUGAUCUUUGAAUGUGAUUCAAUCACCAUUUGUGAGAC